Molecule: messenger RNA, 4418 nt
Organism: Hypanus sabinus (Atlantic stingray)
Lineage: Eukaryota; Metazoa; Chordata; Chondrichthyes; Myliobatiformes; Dasyatidae
Product: glucose-6-phosphate exchanger SLC37A1-like
Exons: 20
Coding region: 216-1886 (556 amino acids)
Biological process (GO): glucose-6-phosphate transport; phosphate ion transmembrane transport
Cellular component (GO): endoplasmic reticulum membrane
Molecular function (GO): glucose 6-phosphate:phosphate antiporter activity
Source: RefSeq, a predicted model, not a curated record
GCUUAGCUGGCUGCGGCGGCUGCUGCACCUGUUGCCACCCGGAAGUGCUGGUUGUCAGGUGAAGGAGCGGUCCGGGAAGCGGGAUACUGAACCAGGAUCGGCUGGCAUCGUUUUAUGGAGAAGACCUGUCAGAGGAAGAGAAGGAUGACAUCUUUCAGCACCAGGCCUUUGCGCAGAUAGACCAAAAUCUUUGAAACCAACACCACCUGCUUUAAAUGCAGCAAAGUGAAUUCUUGGACCCUUGUCGGAGUUUAGGUAACGGGCGGCAAUCAAUGGCCUCGGUUCCUUUGGGGAUUUACUUUGUAACUUCGUUUACUCGUGACCAAUGCUACAGAACAUUCACACUAGUUCUGACCUUCCUGCUGUACACAGCCUACCAUCUGUCCCGAAAGCCAAUCAGCAUUGUCAAGAGUGCAUUGCAUAAGAAUUGUGCGCUGGCCAAUGAAAUCGAACUGUACAGCUACAAGGAACAUUUGAUUCAAGCUAAGCUGCUGGGAAAACCCUUCUCCAAUGACACGUGGUGUAGCUGGGCACCCUUUGAUAAAAGUAAUUAUAAACAACUCCUGGGAGCCCUGGAUUACUCCUUCCUCUGUGCCUAUGCUGUUGGAAUGUACGCCAGUGGAAUAAUCGGAGAGCGUUUAUGCAUUCGCUUGUACCUCACGGUUGGGAUGCUGGCCAGUGGUUUAUUCACGGCACUGUUUGGCAUGGGAUACUUCUGGAACAUUCACAACUUGCAGUAUUACAUCUUUAUUCAGAUUGUGAAUGGUUUAGUGCAGACAACGGGCUGGCCCAGUGUCGUGACCUGCAUUGGGAACUGGUAUGGAAAGGGAAGGCGAGGCUUGAUUAUGGGGGUCUGGAAUUCUCAUACCUCUGUGGGAAACAUCCUGGGCUCCCUGAUAGCUGGCAACUGGGUGUCCAGCAGCUGGGGAUUGUCCUUUGUGGUGCCGGGUGUCAUUGUCGCCAUUAUGGGAGUGGUCUGCUUCCUCUUCCUAAUCGAACAUCCACGUGAUGUGAAGUGUGCUGUGGCCCGAGCCCGUAAGCCGUCUAAGUCACUGAAUGGGUGGGACACAUUUAAACACAAGUGCAAAGCUUACCAACAACAAAAAAGCAGCUCAUUUAUGGACCCCGAGGAGGAAUGCUUUCUAAAGGAGUGUGAUGAGAAGAUUCCGGCCAAGGCCAAUGGUCUAAUGAACAGUCACGUUGUUGCAGUCAGCGAGAGAAGCACUUCACCUACAGCUAUCAGCUUCCUCGGAGCCUUGCAGAUCCCAGGAGUGGUGGAGUUUUCCUUGUGUCUGCUCUUUGCCAAGCUUGUCAGUUACACAUUCCUCUUCUGGCUCCCGAUGUAUCUUGCCAACAAGGAGCACAUUGAUGCCAAAAAAGCUGGUGAUCUUUCUACGCUCUUCGACGUAGGUGGAAUUGUAGGUGGAAUCCUUGCGGGGCUGAUAUCCGAUUGGACAAGGAAGAGGGCAACCACUUGUGGAGCAAUGCUGCUGCUAGCUGCACCUACACUCUACAUAUUUUCAUCAGUUGGCUACAUGGGUCUGAAAACCAUCAGCGUGAUGCUAAUAGGCUGUGGGGCCUUAGUGAAUGGACCAUAUGCCCUGAUCACGACUGCAGUGUCUGCUGAUUUGGGCACACACAAGAGCUUGGCAGGAAAUUCCAAAGCCUUAUCUACAGUGACUGCAAUUAUUGAUGGGACCGGCUCCAUAGGUGCUGCUUUAGGACCCUUGUUAGCUGGUCUCAUCUCUCCUACGGGCUGGAACAAUGUCUUCUACAUGCUGAUGGUGGCAGACGCGUUUGCCUUACUGUUGCUACUGCGUCUCAUACUGAAGGAGCUGCAUAUUUUCAGACCAAAGACAAAUGAGUUUGAGUUGAAGGAACACUAAUGCCCCACCUCGGUGCACAGCUUUGACUAGCUCUCUGUCAAGCCACACUUUGUACUGUUCUCGAUGAAGCAUAUUUGCACAACGCUGGAGGAGCCAUAGAGGGGACACAACUGGUGUGUGAUCCCGGGCAUUAGACAAUACCCUCCAGCCUCAGAAUCACAUUCCAUUUGAACUUUGUGGUGAACUGUACCUGCCAUCUCGAUCACAUCCUGUUCGAUGUGCUCUGCGUCUGACAUUUACCAGAAUAGGUGCCUUUAUAGUUCAUUAGAGAUUAUCUGUUUAUUUAUGAAAUGAGAGGUACUGUAUUAUUGCAGCUGCAGUUUGUAUGAAUGUACCCCCUUUUUUUGGGGGUCUCCAAUCUCUUGCGCAGUCUGGUCUAGAACUAUUUUGAGCUCUGCACGUGAGUUAUCCACAGAGCGUCAGGACAGGGGCCUGCUAGUCCACAACACGCAAGCACUUUGUAUCCAGGAAUGGAACCGCUUCCAAUCUCAUUGUUCUUUCCAACUCACUAGAGCCAAGUCUUCUGGAAUUAGUUGACAGUCGUUUUCCUCAAAAAAUAUGUUAAUCAAAUGUGAAGGUGAGACAGCAGAUGCUUGAAUCUGGAGCAACAACUAAAGUGCAGGAGGAGCUCAGCAGGUCAGACAGCAUCUGUGGAAGGAAAUGGACAGCUGAUAUUUUGGGAGUACUGGCUCACUGGGCCAGAAGGGCCUGUUACCGGGAUGUAUGUCUAAAUCUAAAACCUGAAAUCUAAACCUGAACAGUCGAAUGAUUUUCCUUCCACAGAUGUGGUCUGACCUGCUGAAUUCCCCCAGUGGCCUGCGUGUUGCUGUUAAGUUACCAAGUUGCCUUUAGGUCUCGUUAUUGUGACAAAUGUUAACGGCCUGAUGUUUUGCAGAUCUCCAAUCAAUUUCAGUGUUUUGAGCGACAUUUUAAGAUUGAAGUCUUGACAGGUGAAAUUGACUGGUAGGUUAGAUCUGUGUCUCUGCUGUAACACUGAAUUUACUCAGCCAUCUUCAGAUGCCAGCCUAUCAAUGUAAGUGAUAUGGCGAGAAUCCUUCCAGAUCCUUUUGGUGUGUGUCUGUCUGCCUUUAGCUGACUGAAUGAAAUAGGAACACAUCAAUUAAGAUCACCAGUCUUGGUCGUGAGAGUUGAUUCUGUCAAAGAAACUUUUUAGGAAAUUAGAACAUAGAAAUUUGCAGCACAUUACAGGCCCUGUGCCAAACGUGUAACCUAGAAGGAACCUGUUGUUCAGUGAGUUUGUAAACUCACCUCGGCCUUCCUUUCUACCCUGGGUAACCUUUCACCCUUUGCUAGGACCAGGCCUGUGUUGGUGGAAGGGUGAUUUUGUCAAAUGUUCUGAGUUAGAAGUUGAUUAUUCUCCAGGGUGGGUGAGGGAAGGUGUGUUAUUCAAUAGAGUUUUGGCAACUACGGAUCAAAGUGCAAAUGAAUCUCAGCGCAGAGUCCAGGGCCGGUGAGGGGCCAAGCUAGUGCUGUAACGGGAGGAGAGAGUCAGUGAAAGCUAGUGCUGUAACGGGAGGAGAGAGUCAGUGAAAGCUGUGCUGUAACGGGAGGAGAGAGUCAGUGAAAGCUGUGCUGUAACGGGAGGAGAGAGUCAGUGAAAGCUCGUGCUGUAACGGGAGGAGAGAGUCAGUGAAAGUUGUGCUGCAACGGGAGGAGAUUGUCAGUGAAAGCUGUGCUGUAACGGGAGGAGAGAGUCAGUGAAAGCUCGUGCUGUAACGGGAGGAGAGAGUCAGUGAAAGUUGUGCUGCAACGGGAGGAGAGAGUCAGUGAAAGCUGUGCUGUAACGGGAGGAGAGAGUCAGUGAAAGCUCGUGCUGUAAUGGGAGGAGAGGGUCAGUGAAAGCUGGUGCUGUAAAGGGAAGAGAGAAGAUGUGCUGUCAUGGGGAGGGGUGAGAGUUGGCCUGGGAGAGGGACAGCUGUGGCAACACACAUUGAGUGUAGAGGUAUUUUGCACCCUGCACUUUGUAACUUUUCUCAAUCCCAAAGAUUUUCUCCCCCCCCCAAAGAUUUUCUCCCCUGUUGAGCAAACGCAGCAUCCUCCACAAAGCAGGAUGUGGUAGGAAAUUAAUUAAAUCCAUAGAUGAGGGUGCUUUGCCCAGUAGACUCUUGCUAAAAUAAAUCUGUGCACGCUCUAUACCAGGUAGUCUGGAGCAACACGGCUUUGUGACUUCCCUUCCAAAGUAACACAGCACCUUGUUGUUGGCAGAGUGUCAGUGUGUCUUGUGUGCUGAAGUCCCUCAGCCAGCUGGUAUCUCUGGUUGUCAGGAUGGAGGUUACCCAAACAGAAUAUGAGGUGUCGCUCCUCCAAACUAUGAGAGGUUUUGUGGCAGUAGAGAAGGUCGUGGACCAACAGCUCAGAGUGGAAAUGGGUGGCUACUGAAAAAUCCCACUGUUGUAGCAGACAGAGUGAAGGCAUUCAGUCACCCCACCUUUGGUGCCCUGUAUACGUUAUUGUCACAUUGGGACUGAUUGUGUGUGUUCUGUUCCACACAGUUCCCAUCCCAAUAUCCAA